UGUCAUUCACUCUAGUGUCAAAUUGAGAAUUGUUGAGAAAGAAUAGUGAGUUUUCUCGAUUUCCGUGACCUUUUGUAAGCCUUUUGUAUUUCCUUUUGAUUACUUGGGUCUCCUUUGGAAACAAGAACAUUCGUCAACAAUGACUGACGUCAAGCUAAGAGAGUUACGAAGUGACAUCAACGAACUUAAUGGGUUGCUACAACAAGCACAGCGCAAGAAAGUCCAGGACAUACUGUCUUUGGAGAUCCGCAAGUUGGAGACAGAGUGGAGUAAUCUGAAUGAGUUGGAGAAGGCGGCCGGUGCUUCCCAGGCGGCGUCAUCCUCUGCCGCAUCCACCUCCGUUCAAAAUAAACGUUACCAGAUCAAAUUAAAUGGAUAUGGAUGGGAUCAAUCAGAUAAGUAUGUCAAGGUGUUUGUUACCCUGAAGAAUGCUCAUACAGUGCCAAAGGAACAGGUGUACUGCAAGUUGACGGACCGAUCCAUGGAGCUGCAUGUGGACAACUUGGAUAACAAGGAUUACGUUCUGGUCAUCAAUAAGCUGCUGGAGCCCAUUGAUGUGAACGAGUCUCACUGGAAGCAGAAGACCGAUAUGAUAGUGGUAUUCCUGGCUAAGUCUCGCCAGAAUAUAAAGUGGUCUCACAUGACAGAGAUUGAGAAAAAGUUUGAAGACCAACGGAACAACCGUUUGAAGGGUGACGAUAAAAAUAUGGAUAAGUCAGACCCGCAGGAUUCUAUCAUGGGACUUAUGCGAAACAUGUAUGAAACUGGAGAUGAUGAUAUGAAGAGGAUGAUCACUAAGGCUUUCUAUGAGGGUCAGCAGAAGAAACGGACAGACACUGUUGACCUGUAGAUUGACAGUAACAUGGAAUGUUUAAGAAAUUAUAGCAUAUGUAUUUUAUAAUUAAGUUAAUUUUAAGUUUUAAGUACUGAAACAAUCAAAUAAUUGUAUACCAUAAUUAU
Pectinophora gossypiella (pink bollworm) is the source of this 960-nucleotide messenger RNA. Its product is annotated as calcyclin-binding protein. NCBI's taxonomy places the organism in Eukaryota, Metazoa, Arthropoda, Insecta, Lepidoptera, Gelechiidae. Gene Ontology annotation, cellular component: nucleus. The coding region runs from base 140 to 850 and encodes 236 amino acids. The record is from RefSeq and is a predicted model, not a curated record. Gene Ontology annotation, biological process: heart development. Gene Ontology annotation, molecular function: S100 protein binding; ubiquitin protein ligase binding; tubulin binding. The transcript has 5 exons.